Molecule: messenger RNA, 2160 nt
Organism: Centropristis striata (black sea bass)
Lineage: Eukaryota; Metazoa; Chordata; Actinopteri; Perciformes; Serranidae
Gene: hepacam2
Product: HEPACAM family member 2
Exons: 9
Coding region: 43-1416 (457 amino acids)
Source: RefSeq, a predicted model, not a curated record
UGCCUGUCAGAAGUCCCACAUAUCCCUGGAGGAUAAGAUGCCAUGGAGGCCACAGGAAGAACAGCGCUUUACGUCUGCUCUGUUCUCUUCAUCCUAACAGAAGUCAGGUCAGAGUUCAUCCACAUCCCUUCACUGGUACACCAUGGUAUUGAAGGGAAGUCUGUGCUUCUGUCUGUUGAGACUCGCUUCCCGCUGGAUGAAGUUGAGAUCCAGGGAACCUGGUCCCACACCGAGCCGAGCGGUACCCGAACCACGUUGGUGACAUUUACCAAAGAGACCACAAUCACUGACAUGAUGUACCGCAACCACCUCCUCUUUAGAGAACCCAAUGUGUCUCUGCUAAUACGGAAAUUAAACCAGAAUGAUGAGGGAGAAUACCACCUGAGCCUCAACAUAGAGUUUCAUAACAAGACAGGACUGGUUAUCAAGGAGGAAAGAACCGUGCACGUAACAGUGGAUGUUCCUGUGUCCACUCCAGUCAUUGAGAAGAGCCCAUCAAAUGCAGUUGUUGAGGACAAGGCAAACGUAACCUGGACUUGCUCUGUCGAGAGAGGGACAAGAGUUGUGUUCCAGUGGCAAAGGGACAACGUCCCGCUCGGUCCCAGUGACAGAUACCACUUCUCCCAAGACAACUCUACAUUGUUUAUCAGUCCUGUGAGAAAAGAAGACAAGGGAACUUACCACUGUUUGGCCAGCAACACUGUCAGUCAGGGUCGGCACAGCAGGGCCGUGGAACUCAAUGUCUAUUAUGGUCCCUACAACCUGGAGGUGAACUCAGGCCAGGGUCUGCGGACAGGAGAAGUGUUCACCAUCAACCCUGGAGAGCUGGUCUUCUUUGAAUGCCAGGCCGACUCCAACCCACCCAACAGCUACGUCUGGAUCUCCAAGAGCCGCAACGCCACCCAGGUCAUCACUGAGGGCCCGCGGCUGGAGGUGCGCUCCUACAGACUGGCCCAGGCUGAAGAGUACCUGUGCCGCGCCUUCAACAACGUGACACAGAAGCAGGACGAGGCCCAGUUUACUCUGGUGGUGGCCAGCUUAGGAACAGGGAAAAACAAGCAGACCCAGGAGGGUGGCUCUGUAUCUCCUCUAGUAGCCAUUACUGUCUGCUCUUUGUUUGUCAUCGGCUGUAUGCUGCUGUUCUUCCUCAGGAGAACCUGCCACCCUAAGAGAGUGCUUAUGAGCAUUUACAACAGGCCGCUUUCAGAGCAGAAACGACCACAUCGUUCAGGUCAUGAAGAUGCAACAGAAGACUUUGGCAUCUACGAGUUUGUCUCCAUACCGGGGAAAAUGGAAUCUGCACAGGCAUCCUGCAGAUCUCUGGCUCGUCUUGAGUCAGUUCAGGAUAUGCACACCACCAUCUACGAUGUGAUCAGACAUGUUCCUGAAACACCCAGUCACAGUUUGCUGAAGUAAGCUGAGAUGGAACCUACAGUUGUGCCAUUUGAAGACUCCUUUGUAGCUUUAUUCUCUGCUAUCAGAGCCUGAAACAUUGGUUUUGGUGGCCCAUUUGUUUUGCACAAGGGAUGAUGGAGACUUGUGUGAGGACACAACCUGAUCGUGCACUGUUACUGUCCAGAGUUUUGGACAGACGUUAAAUGACUUCUAAUGACAAUAUUGUGAAAAUGAAAGUGUAAGUAUGCCUUGAAAUGUUUGUUUUUUAUGUGAAAGUACAACUGAAGCUGAAACUGUUUCGCCUUUUUUGUAAAAAAUUAAGAUCACUUCAUAUCGUAUCAAACCAAGCAAGCAACGAUCUUAUGAAAUACCUACAAAGUACCCAAACAUAUAUUUAAUUUUAACUAAUAAGGUUUUAUUUGCCAUUUCAAUAAUAUCCUUCUAAUUUAACAUUCCUGCCGAUGAGAGUCUGCUUUGUGAGACAAGUGUUAUAAUGAAUGCAUUUUCUUGUAUGAAAUAUAUUAGGAUUAAUUGUAAAUAUUGUACAUGGAUUAUACUGCAGAUUCUUUAUACAUAUUAUUCUAUUUCUAUGUUUCGCUCUAAUCUAUUUAUUCCCAUAGAAACACUUAACCCUGUUUCCACAAAUGUAGCAUUGUUUCUGCUCAACAUGGACAUAAUGAAAUGCUGAAACACGUAAAAGGAUUCAUAAAUUAUUGUACAGUUUGCAUUCAUAUAUUUGUUUUGUACUUUAUUAAAGAUAUAACU